GGCACUCAGAGUUAUUCCCCUUCUGAGAGUUACACCGUCAUAAGGUGCUUGUCCCGCCUUGGACAAAUUGUUAUAAAUUCCACUGGCUUGGAUGAAAAGUUUUCAUUCUUUUGUGUAUUUAUGUCUGAACGAGGUUAUCGGAUAUGGCCACGUCUAGCAGAGAAACAGCAUUAAUCAAGAAUUCGUUGAUAAUUCUACUGCAGGCCAUUGUCGGUAAACAAACAACGGUGGAUUUGAGGAAUGAAAACAGUGUGGAAGGAUUACUUCUUCAUGUCGAUGCCUUCAUGAAUUUAACUCUGGAAGACGUCCGUUACAUCAGUGCCAACGAUAAAGUUGGUGAUAAAUAUUUCGAUAAAUUGUUUAUACAGGGUCGUGAGGUGAGGUUUGUACAUAUCCCUGACGAUGUUGAUAUCAUUUCAUCCAUCAGUCAACAGUUAAACCUUAAAAAAGAUUACCAAAUGAAACGAGCCAAAGAGAUGAACAGAAUUGUGAAAAGUAAGAUGAAGCGAAAAGAGAGAGAAUUUCGUCGUCAAGAGAAGAAAGGCUUGACGUAGUUUUUUCCCCCCAUUAUUCCUCAUAAACACCAGUAAAUAGAUUGUAUUAAGUGAGAUGCUUUACAUACAGGUAACUCUGAAGUUUUGUCUACAAACCCUAACACCAGUUUGGUAUCAUGCUUAAGACUACGGCUUGUUAACUGGACCAUUUAAAUAUUUAUGGCAAUUCAUUAUCUUCUACAAUCUUUAAUUUAAUUCUGAAUAAUGUUUUCAAUUAUUAGAGUUUGAAAAAAAGAAAUGCCAAAAGUAUCCUAAAUUUACAUCUUUCUAAGCCGCAGGGGUAUAUGAAUAAAUGUCCUGGAUGUUUACACUGUAUAUGAAUAUAAAUAAUCGACCCCAGAGCAAUUCAUGUUCACAAUUUUUGGUAAAUAUGUCGAAUAUGUACACCAACAACCACAUGUCAUACAAAACAGAAGGGGCCACAAAAAGAAAAUGACACGCUACAUUUACCUUAAUGUAUAAAUCAUUAUUUUACAUAACUGACUACUAAUAUUAAUUAAAUUGAGUCAAUCACUGUUUUAUUUUAAAAGGUGGGGGGGACCUGUGAGUACUAAGACUAAUUAAACUGUCUUAAUUACCGUUUUAUAGUUUAUAUUAUAAACAAUUAAACGUCAUCCUUUAGAAUUUUCAAAGACAUUCGGUGAGUCCAGCAUGUCGUUUCUUUGUGGUCCCAUCUGUUUUGUAUCAAUGGUCGUUGUUCACUUGUAUUUUCGGCAACUUUAACUUUCAUUUUAGAAAUAUUAUUUAUCAAAAGUACAGAAUACUCCGAUUAUGUUUGUGCUUAGAAGUGUUAACGGAUAGACAAUUCAGUUUAAAUUAUCUUUCUUCGGGGGGGGGGGGGUCUCUAUUUCUGGCGCCUUUUUUUCUGUUCACAAUUCUAUUUCUAAAUUUUAUUCCUUCAUGCGCCCACAUCUGAUUUUAAAGAUGUUCCUCUAAUGUUUGUAUAGUCACAUAUUAACCCUGAUUAAACUGAUCAGCGCUGCUCCCCCCUCCACCUUUUUUUUUCAUACCAGUCUAUAAGGGGAUCACAUAAUCUUAUGUUGUCUUUCCUUAAGACUGGAGUUAUUUGAGGGACGUUUUGGCAAAGCAGUGAUGGACUGUGAGAGAAAUAUUGAAAAUUAAAGCGAUAAUGACCGCGUUCCUUUAAAUGUUUUGUUUAAACUAACUUAAGAAUGGUAUUUUCAAAACUGUUUGCCAUAUCUAUGAAAUGGUCCCUGCCACUUUGUCUAAAUAUACUUGUAUGUAUUUAUUCCAUUCACCACUAUAAAUCACCAAAUUGGUAGAAGCAUCUGAGCAACUGAUAGAAUACUUGGCGGUAUUCGUGCUGACUCCACUUCGGGUUGAAAUCUUGAUGAGGUCGACUUUGUCUUUCAUUUCUUCGAUUCUUCUUUCUCUUUGGAUCGUGUCUGAGAAUCAAACUUCAGGACUUGACCCACUGUGCCACGCCGAUAUCGCCUGAGAAUUGCAUGUAAGGUAAAUCUGUAUGUAGAAUAAUACUCAGUCCCACGUUGAUUUAGCGGGUAGGAAGAAAUUCGUAACUGGCGAAAAUUCCACCGUAAAUAAACCGUGGGUUAUAAAACAUCUUACAACUUAACAGUUGUUCUUCCCUGCAAACAUCAUUGCUUUACACGUUUGUGUAUAUGGAAUUGUAUAUUAACAGCUAUCAAUGAACUUGAACUCACGACUACGAAACGCAUCAAAAAUUUCAAUUAAUAUUUUUAUUAAAAUGUCUAUUUCUUUUUUA
Molecule: messenger RNA, 2298 nt
Organism: Octopus bimaculoides (California two-spot octopus)
Lineage: Eukaryota; Metazoa; Mollusca; Cephalopoda; Octopoda; Octopodidae
Product: U7 snRNA-associated Sm-like protein LSm10
Biological process (GO): mRNA 3'-end processing by stem-loop binding and cleavage
Cellular component (GO): nuclear body; cytoplasmic U snRNP body
Molecular function (GO): histone pre-mRNA DCP binding; U7 snRNA binding
Source: RefSeq, a predicted model, not a curated record